AUGCAAAGACCAGAAAAAGACCCAAUAUCACCACACGCCAACCGCCUGGUCGCCUAUAUGAACGGACAUCCUAAUACGAUCCUAGCAUACGCAAAAUAUUUUGGAAAAGAAAUGAAUGCGACGUCUGCUCGCAUGACUGGUAUUGAUUCAACAGGGAUUACUGUUAAAGUUACGAAGGAAGAAGGUGAUGAGGUUGAAAUUAUUAUUCAGUUUAAACAACAAUUGACGAGCCAUGAACAAGUGAGAGGUGUGUUAACCGAAAUGGCUAAAGAGGCUGAAGAUGCGUUAAACUUGCCGAGCACACGUCCACCCAGUCCACCACCAACCACAAACAACAUUCACACGCCAUUCAUCUGGCCGCAUCCAUUGCAUAUCUUUUCUGUCUUAGCAUUUCUGAUUAUAAUAUAUACCCCAGAUUAUCUGACUCCAGAACCGCUCCUCCUCCUUCACGAGCACACUAACAAUUUAUUGCGUUCGGUUCAAUGGCCGGUCUUCUUCCUCCAUCUAUUUGGGACAUCGACCGUCGUUUGGAUUUUGGCCAAGAAAGGGGAAUCAGAUUUAAAAACUUGGUUUAUGUGGGUUGGUUUCACAAUGUUGCUUGGUGGUAGUGUUGCUAAAAAUCUUUGGAUUGAGAAGGAGAAAAACGAAUGA
Messenger RNA from Ambispora leptoticha, 651 nucleotides. Lineage: Eukaryota; Fungi; Glomeromycota; Glomeromycetes; Archaeosporales; Ambisporaceae. The record is from the annotation of a GenBank genome assembly.